This is a messenger RNA of Aspergillus steynii IBT 23096, 946 nucleotides long. Its product is annotated as putative NADH-ubiquinone oxidoreductase 12 kda subunit. The record is from RefSeq and is a predicted model, not a curated record. Bases 141 to 455 code for a protein of 104 amino acids. Lineage: Eukaryota; Fungi; Ascomycota; Eurotiomycetes; Eurotiales; Aspergillaceae. The transcript has 2 exons.
CAGAAACCAGCACCUUCGAUUCCACUCCUUCACCACCCGACUCAGGCUCCCCCGACUCAAUCGAUCCACGCUCCUCUCGGCAUCUCCGGCCCAGCAUCUGAACCUCCGCCCUCCUCCAACCCAGCAAAAUAAACCGCAAAAUGCCUACCCCCGAAUCCGCCUCCUUCCUGGCCAAGAAGCCCACCGUGCCCCCGACCUACGACGGCGUCGACUACGAGGACAGCAGCGCGGUGCACAACGCCCGGGACGCCAUUAUUCGCGAGCAGUGGGUGCGCAGCAUGAUGUCUCGUCUUGUGGGUGAGGAAUUGGGCAAGUGCUAUGCGCGCGAGGGCGUCAAUCAUCUUGAGAAGUGUGGGGCUUUGAGGGAAAAAUACUUCGAACUUCUCAGCGAGCGCAAGAUCAAGGGUUACCUGUUCCAGGAGAAGAACUAUUUCUCGAACGAGAAGUCUGCCUAGACACGCCGUCACCUACCACCGACAUAAAUAAAAAAUACUUUCUCAACCCAUCGUGUCUACCAAUCUACCGUGAGAUCGGAUCGAGCCGGGGCUGGAUUUAGAGAAUCGGCAUGACUUGAAACUUGAACUUGAAACUUGAACCCCGAUUUGUACUUUUUUUUCCCUAACCUUUUUUUUUACCGUUUGUUAUACAUGGGUUGCUCUGUGGGUAUAUCUAUCGAUUGUGUUUUUUAGCUUGAAUCGAUUGUCUAUUUUUUUUAUCCUGUUGGUUUUGGUUUUGACUCUGCUUUUUUGGUGGAUUCCGGGGUGGACGGGUUUGAUGGCUAUGAUAGAGGUCGAGGCGCUGUUUGGUGGCUACUCGAGGUAGACGUCGAGGCGCUCUGAGUGACGUGGAUUGCACGGAGUGUAUGAUAUGAUGAUUUAUGUGGAUUGGUAUGUCCAGUUGCUAAGUAUUCAAGAUCAAUAUAUCCAAACGAACAGGAUUGUCCGAG